Messenger RNA from Seminavis robusta, 1470 nucleotides. The record is from the annotation of a GenBank genome assembly. NCBI's taxonomy places the organism in Eukaryota, Bacillariophyta, Bacillariophyceae, Naviculales, Naviculaceae.
AUGCUGCUGAGGAAUGUGUCUAUAUUAUCUGUCCCAGCUUCAUCGUUCCUAACGAAAUCGCUGACGCCAUCGUCGCGAGGGUCCAUUAAAUCGAUUUCGAGGCUCUAUUCGGCGUCCACCUCCCGAAACAACAACAAAAAAGACAAUAAUAUUCAAGUACCGUCGUGGGUGCCAGAUUUUGACGACGACGAUGGGGGAUAUUCCAGACCUGUGAUUCAAUGGUAUCCUGGUCACAUUGCCAAGGCCGAACGCGUUCUGAGAGAGACUUUUCAAGCGGUCGAUGUCGUCGUAGAAGUCCGCGAUGCCCGCGCUUCCAAGGCGACGUCCCAUCCCAGGGUACCCGAGUGGGUCUCCGGAAAGCCCCGAUUGGUCGUUUUUACACACGUCGACUUGGUGCCGUCGGCGACUCAUAGGGCGUGGAAGACGUUUUUUCAAGAAAGUCAAGAAGUGGCUCUGGAAAAUAAUGCCGACAAUAACAACAACAAAUUGCAAUAUUUAUGGGUGAAUGCCAAACAAGGACAGGGCAUUCCGGCCCUCCAUCGUGCCAUUUUUAAAGCAGGGGCCCAUGUGCAAGAGAGGAGACAGCGUCGUGGACUCAAAGAUCGUCCUCUGCGAGUGGGUUGUCUGGGGUAUCCAAAUGUAGGGAAAUCCGCAUUGAUCAACCGCUUGUUGGGUCGAAGAAGGGCUCGAACCGCCAAUACACCGGGUAUCACGCGAAGCCUGCAAUGGAUUCGAGUCCGCACGGAUGAUAGCAAGAAAACCAACAAAAAAGAAUAUGAACUCCUGGAUAGUCCCGGUAUCAUUCCCGCUAGCUUGGACGACCAAUCCGAUGCUCUGCUCUUGGCGGCUUGCAACUGUAUUGGAGAUGCGUCGUAUGAUAAUCAGGUUGUGGCUGCCUAUCUAUGUCAGUGGAUGCAGAAUGUCAUGAUUCAAGGCAGGGCGGAGACGGCAGCACCGGAUUGGAGAGACAACUGCCGAAAGCGAUGGGGUGUGGACCCUCUGGCACCCGUUCCGAUGGACAGCCAAGACCCUGAUAAAGGAUCACGGUACGUGACCGGCGAGGAAAUGAUUUACAUGGUAGCGGAUAACAAAUGCAAAGGCAGCCCCGAAGAUGCGUCUCGGAAAGUGCUGCAAGAUUUCCGUAACGGACGCAUGGGGUCGGUAUGCCUGCAAGUGGCACCGGACGAAUCGGUCACUGAAAACAGUCCCAGUGGCCCGAUUCAGGAUUUUUCCCAGGUCCCGGACCCUCGGAUGGGUACCGUGCGAGUCGACAACCUAGGCUCCAACACGUCGUACGAACAAUUUCGAGAACAGCAAGAGGCGCAGAAACGUGAACGUGCCAUGGCCGCGCGAGAAACGGCAAAAGAACGUGGCUUGGAGCUACCACCUAGUUUGGAAGAGCCAGAUGAGGAAAAGAGUACCGGUUCGUCACAGGGCGAUGUGGGUAAAGGCUUGUUUGAUGGCUGGUAG